Molecule: messenger RNA, 1743 nt
Organism: Recurvomyces mirabilis
Lineage: Eukaryota; Fungi; Ascomycota; Dothideomycetes; Mycosphaerellales; Teratosphaeriaceae
Exons: 2
Coding region: 1-1743 (580 amino acids)
Biological process (GO): fatty acid metabolic process
Molecular function (GO): medium-chain fatty acid-CoA ligase activity
Source: RefSeq, a predicted model, not a curated record
AUGGCUUCCCUACAACGCUCGCCUUUCAUCGAUGCCAUCUCAAAGCAUGAUGCGGAGAGUACGGCGGUAGUACAUUCGCUUUCGGGGAGGUCGUUCAGAUAUGGGUCUUUGUUACAAGAUGUGGCUCUGGCCAAGGAUAGAUUGCUGAGGAAGACUGGCAAGGAUGAGAGUAGUAUUGUGGGCGAGAGGAUAGCGUUCUUGGUGGAGAAUGGCUAUGAUUAUGUAGCUAGCGAGCUGAGGUAUAUUCUCAACCAUAGCGAAGCCUUGGCGCUCCUCUCCUCCUCCAAGUUCGCCAAGCUCGCAGACGAGGUAGUAGCAGAUGGACUGGACAACCCACCCGUCAACAUAUCCGUGGACAAAAUCACCAAAGGUGCCGAGGACACUGAAGCUGUGCAAUUGACUGGCGAGUCUUAUUUGGCAGAAGGCGGCAUGAUGCUCUACACUUCCGGCACUACCGCCCGCCCCAAAGGCGUCCUCCUUCCCACGGCUGUCCUAGCAGCUCAGGCCCAAAGUCUCCUCCAAGCAUGGGAGUACACUCCAGCCGAGCACCUCCUGCACGUCCUCCCCCUCCACCAUAUCCACGGCACAGUCAACGCCAUGCUCACCCCCCUCCUGGCGGGAAGCACCAUAGAAUUCCUCUUCCCCUUCAACGUCGACGCCGUCUGGAAACGCUUCGCCGCGCCCUUCAUGACGAGUAUACAAAACGGCCAUACUCCCGAGGGCCUAGGCGAGGGUGAAGCAGUGAAAAAACCCAUCACCUUCUUCACCGUCGUCCCGACAGUCUGGGCCCGAAUGCUGCAGACGCACUCCGCACUCCCACCAGAAAUACUCCACGCGAGCAAAGAAGCCAUUAAACGCCCGCAUCUCCGCCUCAAUAUCUCUGGCUCGGCCGCUUUACCCACCCCGACGAAGAAAGCCUGGUCGGAGAUCUCGGCUGAUAAUGUUUUAUUAGAACGUUUCGGGAUGACGGAAGUCGGCAUGGCGUUAUCCUGCGGUUUGGCGGACGAGGAUAGGAUUGAUGGGUCCGUGGGCUGGCCUUUACCGAGUGUGGAGGCGCGGUUGGUGGAUACGGAUACGGGGCUUGUUAUUGCGGACGGCGAGGAUAUGACAGCAGACGGGAAAGAACGGCAGGGGGAGAUUCAAUUGAGGGGUCCGACGAUUUUCAAAGGGUACUGGCGGAACCCGGAGGCGACGAAGAAGGAAUUUACGCAGGAUGGAUGGUUCAAAACGGGGGAUAUCGCUGUAAGACGUCUUGUCCAUGGUGCUGGAAAGGGGAAGAGUGGGGAGUGGGCCAAGGGACCUGCGUGGUUCAUUCUUGGGAGACAGAGCGCUGAUAUCAUUAAGACGGGAGGGGAGAAAGUGAGUGCGCUGGAAAUCGAACGCGAACUCCUCUCCUUGCCUGAGAUUAGGGAAUGUGCCGUCGUGGCCCUCCCGUCCGAAGCCUGGGGCCAAAAAGUCGCGGCCGUCGUCGUCCUUUCCGCUCGCGGGAAAACGGCGGGGAAGAAUGGGAAGGAGUGGGGCGCGAUGGAUAUGAGGCGUGCGCUUAAGGAUAAGUUGGUGGCGUAUAAGAUCCCGCAAGACUUGAAGGUCGUGGAGGGGAUCCCGAGGAAUGCGAUGGGGAAGGUUAAUAAGAAGGAGCUUGUGCCGAGGGUUUUUGGGGAUCAGGACAGGAUUCGACGGAGGAGUGUUGAUGUGGCGGAGGAGAGGGCGAGGGGGAAGAAGGAGGGGCAGGGUGGAAAGUGA